Molecule: messenger RNA, 484 nt
Organism: Uranotaenia lowii
Lineage: Eukaryota; Metazoa; Arthropoda; Insecta; Diptera; Culicidae
Gene: RpL39
Product: 60S ribosomal protein L39
Exons: 3
Coding region: 55-210 (51 amino acids)
Biological process (GO): translation
Cellular component (GO): cytosolic large ribosomal subunit; ribosome
Molecular function (GO): structural constituent of ribosome
Source: RefSeq, a predicted model, not a curated record
GUCUUCUGUCGUUCUCUUUUCCGUCAUCUCGUAUCGCCGUAAAGACGUUCGAAAAUGUCGGCCCACAAGACUUUCCGUAUUAAGCAGAAGCUGGCUAAAAAGCUAAAACAAAACAGACCAAUCCCACAGUGGAUCAGAAUGCGAACCGGUAACACGAUUCGUUACAACGCCAAGCGCCGUCACUGGAGACGUACCAAGCUAAAGCUGUAAAUCAGCUUACCUGUAAGCCUUGUUGGGAGAAGCAGUUGUCAUCAGAACAUACCCGUUUCCCGAUUUUGGUCUCUGGUUUAUUGCUGCAACCUUCGGAUGUUCUUGUUGUGAUGUACCCCAACUAGGGUACAACGAUCAAAAGGCGGUAACGACAUCGAAAGAUUAAUUCCCAACCAAACAUGAACUUAUCGGUGGAAGCUGUGUAUUUAUAUUCAAGAUUCUGCGAAGAUCCAAUACGUGUAUGGCAAAAAUAAACCUGAGCUAAAAUUUGGAA